Amorphotheca resinae ATCC 22711 is the source of this 219-nucleotide messenger RNA. RefSeq lists its product as hypothetical. The record is from RefSeq and is a predicted model, not a curated record. The transcript is spliced from 2 exons. NCBI's taxonomy places the organism in Eukaryota, Fungi, Ascomycota, Leotiomycetes, Helotiales, Amorphothecaceae. The coding region runs from base 1 to 219 and encodes 72 amino acids.
AUGUCUGGCAACUUGGCAAACAAAGCCGAAGAAGAGAUCCAUAAGAUGGCAAGUAAAACCGGCAUGGAGCCUGAUAAGAAGAAAGAGGAGGGCGGCAAGGGAGGAGGUCCUGUCGAGAAGGGUACUGAGAAGGCCAAGGAAGCGGGUGACAAGGCCAAGGAGAUGGGUGAGAAGGCAAAGGAGGGGGCUAAGAAAGGCGGUUCAAAAUCAGAUGAUUGA